AUGGACUUUAUAGCUUAUUUUACAGAUGCUGUUUGAUCAUAAAAUACAGUUGAAAUAUUGUAUGUGUGAUGUGACUAUAUUUGACUACAUUCAGUAUUACAUUAUCUAAUGCUUUAACAGAUUGUCAUUUAAUACUAUUUAUAUAAUCUCUCGACAUACAUGUUAUCCCCUACACUGAAGUGUGUAAUUUGCAGUGAUUUACUCCACUGUUAGCACCACUUGCAAAAUCUAACGGAGGUUGAACUAAUUAGAUACAUUUACAUUUUGAUAUGAUUUGCAUCAUAUGAAAAAUACACCUUAAAUUUACAGUGUAAGCUCUGUAUUAUCUCUGUCAUGACUGUUCGAGGGGUAAUUAUUCUGAUCACAGGGAGGACUGUACAAGCACAUGGUGCCAGCCAAAGAGAUUUCCAUCUCUUAUCAGCUUUAUUAUUCUGUGGUAAUCUGUACGGCUGCAAUAUGGCACAAAACAAGUUGUUAUGCAUAUGCUGAAUUGAAAGAUGUAUAUUUGCUUUCUUGAGCUGGAGGGUGAUAUAAAAUUACAUCCUCUUUGCAGUCUGAGAAGAAGAAAUGUAACACCCAAUCAAACAAGAUGAUCAAUCAGAGCCAAUUCCAGUCAGGUGAGAUCACCGCAAACCAACCAAGUGAGCCAGAGUCAGGUCUGUUUGCAGGAGUCCAGUUCUUUGCAGUGAAGAACUUUUAAUCAUGUCUCUUGUGAUUUAGGUCUAAAGAUGCCCUACAAAAUGAACUACUUUCGUCUCAUGCGUGCACUCACACACCACCGCCAUGCCAUAAAGUGUAUGACGUAGUCUACAGCUCCAGUAUGAAAGGGCAAACUCUGCUCAGUCAGGCAGACAGUGAAGUGCUGUGUGGUUCAGAUCCACCUGAUGACCGCGUCCCGCCUCUGAAAGCUCACCUGCGACCGGACGGUGCAGAGGAAACCUCGGGGAUGGAGAGGCUGCUGAGGAAAUGUCAGAUCAGAAACCAACUGGUCAGGGAGUGCAUGGCUGAAUGCCUUGGAGUCUAUGUCCUGAUUCUGUUUGGAUGCGGCUCCGUUGCCCAGGUGACCACAACUAAAGAUAAGAAAGGCCAGUACCUGUCCAUCAAUCUGGGUUUUGCUCUGGGAGUAACAUUUGGGGUCUUUGUGUCUCGUGGAGUCUCAGGUGCCCAUCUGAACCCUGCUGUAUCUCUAAGCUUGUGCGUUUUGGGCAGACAUCCCUGGAUCAAGCUGCCUUUCUACAUCUUAUUCCAAGUGCUCGGAAGCUUUCUGGCUGCAGCCACGGUUAGCCUGCAGUACUACGAUGCCAUCCAGGCGUACAGCGGAGGAGAGCUGACAGUGACGGGCUCCACUGCCACGGCAGGAAUAUUCGCCACCUACCCAGCCGACUACCUCAGUAUGUGGGGAGGGGUCGUGGACCAGGUGAUAAGCACGGCUGCGCUGCUGCUGUGUGUCCUGGCUCUCGGGGACCAGAGGAACAGCUCCCUCCCUGAUGGUCUUCAGCCCGUACUGGUGGGAGCAGCAGUGCUGGUUAUUGGCAUCUCGAUGGGCUCCAACAGCGGCUACGCCCUCAACCCGGCCAGAGAUUUUGGACCUCGACUGUUCACGUACAUCGCUGGCUGGGGAGUGGAUGUUUUCAAGGCUGGAGGUGGUUGGUGGUGGGUGCCAAUAGUGGCUCCCUGUGUUGGGGCGCUGCUGGGAACACUGAUCUACGAGCUGAUGAUUGAAGUCCACCAUCCUCUCAGUCCGCCUGAGCUCCAGACAUCAUGUCAGGAGGCCACUGAGGGCAAGAUGGGGCUGGAGCUGGAAGGGGGUGGAGCCAGACUGUGAGAAACCCACUUAGUGGUCAAAUUAAGCCACGGUAAAGAGGACAAAACUGUUAUGUGUACAGUAAAUGCUAUUUACGGUUAUGAUACCCAUGGAUUUGUUGUGACUGAAAUGUCUGUGACUGAUUUAGUGGAACAAAUAGAUUGGUUCUGAUACUACGAAUUCUAGGUGAAUGCAACUGAAAAGAGUCCCAUUUGUAAACAGAAAGAAGCUGCAAACACUACUCUGAAUGUGACCCUCAACUCUGCAGAUGAACGUGCUGCACGAGUCAAUCGUCUCUUUUACACAUUUAUUUUGAAACGGCACAAAAGUGUAUGGCAUUUCAGCAAGCAGACCACAACCAUGGAAAAGAAAAUGACAUGAAAUUUCCACUAUUGAGCUAUAUAAAUAUGAUAUGACAUAUAAAAGAUACAAACAAAAAAAAAAAAUCCACUCUUCGGCCUCCAUCACGUGACAACGAAGGCUGUUUUUGAAACGUACAAAAGAAACGUGAGUACAGCAAGCACUGAUUCUGUAGAUAAAAAAAGAACCGUCUCAAAGUGAUAAACAUUUGUAUUCAUACACAUUAAGACAACACAACCCCCACGCUUUCCCUCUGCUUUGUAAUUACAAUGUAUACCUCUGGGGGGAGGGGGGGGGAAUUCUUUUAAACUUCAAAUUGUUUGGAAAAAAAAAGGGAACAGUACAAGUACAAAUACUAUACGUAUUCACAUUAUCAUAGCAAGUUACUAAAACCAGAACAUUUUCUUUUAGUGUAAUAUGUAUUUACAAGGCAAAACGUACACAUAUACUACUGGCAGGAAGCCUGACCUCCCUUUAUCUUCUUCUAGCUUAACGAUUAACAACAUCACACAUUAUUCACACUACACAGGUUACACACCUCCAGUAACCUCGUCUCCUAAUUAAAUGCCUUCAGAGAACCUCAUCUCAUGUCUCAGUUGCAGGUAAAUCGCACCACGUCUGGUACGGUUUGACGCAACCGACUCACACAAAUACCAACAGCAGUAAUAAGUUCUGUAUAAAUAAAUAUUAUAGCAACAUAAAAA
Molecule: messenger RNA, 2868 nt
Organism: Perca fluviatilis (European perch)
Lineage: Eukaryota; Metazoa; Chordata; Actinopteri; Perciformes; Percidae
Gene: aqp10b
Product: aquaporin 10b
Exons: 6
Coding region: 821-1825 (334 amino acids)
Biological process (GO): water transport; glycerol transmembrane transport
Cellular component (GO): plasma membrane; basolateral plasma membrane
Molecular function (GO): urea transmembrane transporter activity; glycerol channel activity; water channel activity
Source: RefSeq, a predicted model, not a curated record